CCUUCCCUGAGGAUUCAGGAUGCCCAAGAGCCAGAAGCAGAAGAAAGCCAGAGCCGCCGACUUCACCAAGGCCAAACUCAAACUAGGAAAGGGCAAGCAGGUUGCCAACAAUGCCACGAACACCUCGUACUCUUCCAAGACCAUCGCUCUGCCGAACCAAAGAAUUAGGACCGAGAACACCGCCAUUCCUACAACCAAGUCAAACCUCACCCUCGAUGACCUGAUCGUUCGGCUGAGGCACUACAGUCCCAAUACUCGUAAAGAGGCCUUGCAGGGACUUCGAGAACUUUUGGACGCACACCGUACCAUAUGGCGUCUCAACUUGGGUACUGUCAUCCACAGCUGUGCUUGUCUGAUUAGCGACGAGAACCCGUCGGUACGAAAAGCCUUGAAGAGUUUCUUUUCAUGGUUUAUACCACGGGUAGAGCUGUCACUUCUAAAGCCCUUCUGUUCGAUAAUCAUCUUCUUCGCCUGUUCAGCAUUAUCCCACAUCUUCGCAGACAUCAGGGUCGAUGCAAUCUAUAUCAUCGAUAUCCUCCUCGAGGUCGCCCCCGAUUGCGUCGUUGCUGGCUGGCCUCGGGACACACGGCUCGAUCUUCAACUCAACGGCUCAGAUUCUCAACCCAGAAAUCUUCCUCAACAGCCCGGCCUUCGACUGCUACAACUCUACCUAUCGCUAUUAUCAAUCGGCUCAGAUUCCGCUGCUCCUGGGCUAUCAUCUACUUCUGCCAACCAACUUUCGGGAAAUUCCAAAUUAGCCGUUCUGAAAUCUUUGGCCCGCUUCAUUGACGCUGCAAGUUCACUCGACACCCAAAAAACUAGCAAAAACCAGAUGCCAUUGUGGAUUUUCCGGAGCGCAUUUCGCAAGGAACGUGAUUUCGAGACCUUCCGAGUUUUAUUGACAGAAUCUGAUCCCCCGAGCCAAGACGAGUCUACCAGCAACAGUUAUACCAUCAAUUCAGAACACUACGACUCCACCAAUAGCCACAUGUUCGAACGCUUCAGUGAAGCUUUUCUGGAACCUGAUAGUUUUCAAGAGAACCUUGGUAACUCGUCUGGCGCGGGUGGUGCCGAGUCAAGCGGCUCGUCAAACCAAACCACCCAUAGUCACCCAACCCCCGACAACUCAUUACAAUUAUUGCGGGCGAUGCACCCAGUGAUGUUAUCGAUCUUCCUGGAUACCGCCCCUACGGCGUUCCAAUCCGAGCUUGGCUCCACCUCCCCCGCCAUCACAAGCUCGUCCUCUGGGGCUACAGUUUCACCUAGCUUGGAACUGGUGAAUUGCGUGAUAACCUCCCUGCACCGUCUGUGGCAAGCCAGCAUGGCGGCCGAUUUGGACGUAGAAACCAAGGACAUCAAGUCCCUCGAAACCAUUUUGAUCAAAAUGUCCCCCUAUUUCGUAUUUGGUGGCGACGAUAUCAUCCCACAAGGAACAGAACUGAAACAUAUGUUGCAGAAUUUAAACCUCAUGUAUUGCGAUUUGGUUUCCCUGUUAGCACUAGCCAAGCCGGAUUGUAGCAAUACAGUUGCGAUUCAAUUGAACCGAGUUGGCAACUACAUUACCAGAUUACUGGAGAACAAGGUGAUAAGCAUGAACAGUUCCUCCGGACCCAUGCAACCGGAAGCAUACCGCAGAAUCUUUCCGAUCGUUUGGUCUCUAUUGAAGCACGAUCUGGUUCAACGCGAGAACCCGAAGGCUGACCGGGAUAGUUGGGCAAGUCGGGUGAUCGAAGCGUUCAUCGAUCACUUGAAUGGCCUCAGUCCUAACUCGGAACUCAAGUUUCUUGGGCUCAACUUUCUUGCCAGGUUAUGCAUCUUGGACGAUUUGCCUGGCUGUCAAAUCGCCUCUGAGCUCGACAUUCUCGCCCCCGAAACUCAGGAAAAGUUGCGCCAAUGGAUGAUGGGACUUCCGAAGUUAUUAUGGCAGCUAGGAACCAAGAAUCCGACGACCUCUCAUCUUGUUCUUUCGUUUCUACAUCGAGUCGUCAGUCGACCGAUGAUCUUCUUCGAAGCUUGUCUGCCAGAUCUUGGCCGCUUACUGGUCCCAUUCUUCUCGAUCGACCAUCCCACCUCCGGCCGGACCCUCCCUGGCCCGUACUCGCGUCUGCCCGACUCCUGUAGGAAGCUCUCUGAAGGGAUCUGCUGGUAUCUUCUUAACCAGCCAGCGCUUCUUCUCCAGUCUGCUCCAUUGAGAUCCGCUCUCAGAGUCUCUAAUCCUUCGUUCGAACAAUCCUUGAUUUGCUCAAGUUGAGGAUUUCCUCACUUUCAUCCUUCAUUGGCUUCGAUUCAAUUUUUGUUUAUAAUUUGGAGAUUUGCUUUGUUUUGUAAACGGUAUGCUGUGCUGGAGUAAGACCAUCCCAACUGUUGCUGGGUUUUUCUGGUUUCUGGGGGUCACAUCAGCCCACUGCAUAAUACAGAUUUUG
Puccinia graminis f. sp. tritici CRL 75-36-700-3 is the source of this 2423-nucleotide messenger RNA. RefSeq lists its product as uncharacterized. Bases 20 to 2251 code for a protein of 743 amino acids. Lineage: Eukaryota; Fungi; Basidiomycota; Pucciniomycetes; Pucciniales; Pucciniaceae. The transcript is spliced from 9 exons. Gene Ontology annotation, biological process: rRNA processing. Gene Ontology annotation, cellular component: nucleus. The record is from RefSeq and is a predicted model, not a curated record.